GUAAUAACAACCCUGCAAUGUCGACAUACAAGUCGACAAACCUUUUGUAAGCAAAGUCGAUAAGCUAGUGUGAGCAAUAAAACUCUGUCUCUUCUACUGCGAACCACCGACCUACUCGGUCCUGUUUUCCUUAUCUCAUCAUCCGAGUCUCAAUCACUUUCACUUACAUUAAAGUGGCGACGACGGAGAAGUACUAGUAAAGGAAGGAUUCUUUUCUCUUGCGGCGGUGGUUUUACGCUGAUUUUCUGCACCGGCUGCUGUGGUCUUCGGUCAUUCUUGACAAGGUCAUCUGGUUUGUAGCAGAUUAACAACAUGACGCUGGUCAACCAAAUCGAACAAUUCAUUCCCGGGACCAUCCCGUUUGCGCAAUACCUCGAGCAGUUGGAGUGGGUUUUCGCUCACCACCAGGUGGAGCAGGAUGAGGAUAAGAAGAAGGCGUUUUUAGCUGCGAGUAGCAGGGAGGUAUACACCGAGCUGAAAAAGCUAUUCCCCGGGAAAGACCUCAAAAAGGAAACUUUCGUGUCGAUUACUACUGCUUUGCAAAAAAGAUACGAUAAAACCGAUAGUGACAUGAUUCAGCGAUUUAAAUUUUAUCAGCGCAAACAGCGGGAAAACGAGAGUGCUGAAGAUUUCAUUCUAAACGUGAAACAGCAGGCGGAGCUUUGUGACUUCGGGCAGUUCAAGGAUCAAGCCAUUCGGGAUCGUCUUGUUUGUGGUUUGAACGAUGAAGUUCUUAGGCAGCGGCUCUUUGACGAGGAAGAUCUUACCACCGACACCGACGUAACACUCCAUGUAAAAAAUCUGCUGAAAUGUGUCCCAGCACGACUCACCCCAGUUACUUCCUUCGAAUCACCCCUUGCCGAUAAAAAUAUAUUUCGCAACACUGCUCGACCCAUUGUUUGCAAACAAAACGUAGUUUAUGAAUGA
Molecule: messenger RNA, 927 nt
Organism: Culex quinquefasciatus (southern house mosquito)
Lineage: Eukaryota; Metazoa; Arthropoda; Insecta; Diptera; Culicidae
Exons: 2
Coding region: 313-927 (204 amino acids)
Source: RefSeq, a predicted model, not a curated record